This is a messenger RNA of Ilex paraguariensis (yerba mate), 1047 nucleotides long. Lineage: Eukaryota; Viridiplantae; Streptophyta; Magnoliopsida; Aquifoliales; Aquifoliaceae. The record is from the annotation of a GenBank genome assembly.
AUGUCUCACUUCCACCUUAUUCUUGAGCGUGAAAUUAAUACAAACACCUGGUGCGCUAACAACGAUUCGUUGGACUCUCAAAUUGACGUGUUCUUUGCGAGUGUGUACACUCUAAGUGAUGACAGAUGGGCUGUGAUGCGCCGGCUUCAAACGUCGGCGUGUGACUGGACCUCGGCAGUUUCAUUGCUGAGGGAGUUGUUGAGUCUGAUAGGUGAGGGAAAGAAGGAAGAGUUGGAGUUACAAAGGGAAGUAGAGGAGGAAAUGGAGGUUGGUUUGGGAAUUGAGGAUUAUAUUCCUCCUGGGAAAGCUAAUAAACCAUUUUGGGCUCGCGGAGUGGACAUGCUUGGGUACUCUUUGAAUUCUUUGAGGUUGGCAAACUUGAAUUUCAAGGGCAUUGACGCCCAGAUCAUCACAAGGCUGCAAACCAGGGGGAUCAAGUUAUGCGGGCUCUUGGCAGCUGCCGGAUUGAUUGCAGCUCAUUCCAGUAAUUGUCUUCCUGACCAAUGGCAGAAGUAUGCAGUCGUAACACUCACUGAUUGUCGUUCCAUGCUUCAUCCUGUUCUUAGUUGCCGCAAUUUUGGGUUUUACCAUUCUGCUAUCGUGAAUACACAUGACAUAGAAGAAGGGGAAAACCUUUGGGAGCUGGCAAAGAGAACCUACAUGUCAUUUGCAAAUGCUAAAAAUAAUCAGAAGCAUUUCUGGGACAUGAAUGACCUUAACUUUCUCAUGGUCAAGGCCAUUGAUAACCCUGGAUUAACACGGUCGUCAUCAUUAAGAACUUCACUCAUAUCGGUGUUUGAAGACCCAGUGAUUGACCAUUCCGAUGAAUUGCAUCAAGAGAUUGGAUUGGAGGACUACAUAGGGUGUGCUUCUGUUCAUAAUGUAGGCCCAUCAAUCGCUAUAUUUGACACGAUACGAGAUGGGGAAUUAGAUUGUGCAUGUGUAUAUCCAUCACCACUACAUUCGAGGGAACAGAUGCUAGAGCUGAUUGAUGACAUGAAGAGAAUUCUUGUAAAUGGCAGUAACUAUGUGGAGAGUGACAGCUAG